GUAGACGCGGAUGCUGCGCGGCUCCGGGGGCUGCUGGCGGCCGCCUGUUCCUGGGCGGCGGGCACCGGCCCUUCUCGCAGCCGCCACCUCCUCGCAACGACCCUGCCUGCUCCAGAGCUCCGUGCCGUGGGCUUCGGUGGGCUCGGAGCUGGCUUCUGAGGGUGACCUAGAGGCCGCUGAGGCAAAACGUAUCGGGGUGAAGGGUGGAGGUGGAGCGGUGAAAGGGCGCAGGGACCUGAAGGCAGGGCGAGCACUCGGCCCCAGGGUUGCAGCGCCGGGGAGCGGAGGGAAACCUAGACCGGACCCACCGCUCAGGCUCCAGUGUCCUGCUCCGGGGGCCACUGCAGACUACUAUGUGGAGGCCGAAUGUCCCUUAGCCAGGUCCCCAGCACAGCGCGCCGUCAGACUGUUUGCCAGGAAGCUUUUCGCCUUCCUGAGAAGGACUUCGAAGUAGGACAACUCAGCCUUCGGCUCCCUGAUUUUCUUUCUUGCUCUCUCCCUCCCCCCUCUGCCCCAAACGCAGGCUUAUGUUCUGUUACAAAGUAGCAUCUUUACCGGGUGACCCGGCUUGCACCCUCACCAUGCCCUGAGCUUAAUGGGAAGGGUUGGGCUUAGUGGGUUCUGCUGUGCGCGCAGGAUUCCCUCCCAGGAUCCCUCCCUCCAGAAGCCCCACGUCCUCGCCACGCACGGCAGGACCCUCUCCUCUCCGCCGGGUUUUACACUCUUCUACCAGACUCGCAUCUGCGGGCUCAUCCUCCAUGCGCUCACGUGUUUCCUCUUGGGCCGCCUCUGUCCACGCCCUGGACCAAGGUCGGCUUCGCCUGUCCCUCUUUUGGGUUGAGGUUUUGGCGUGAACCGUUUGACGAGGCUCCAGAGACAACACACAGCUCCGAAAAGCUCCUACACACGCUGCAAAGGGACGGCACCUAGAUGUUCCCAGCUCAGUUUUGCCACGCCGCUCCACUUUGUAAUUACCUGACACAAUGUGAUAUGGGGUUGUCCAUUGUUCCCCGGCUUGUUAUUACGGAGUGUUCAUUAUGACAGUGGUGGAAUUUAAAAUUACACAUUUUUAAGUACUUAAAAGAUAGAAUGAAUUCGGUGUGGGGGUAUGAGUAAGCUUUUCAUUAAAAUCUCAGUUCAGCCUAUCAAGUGGGAUUCAUUCUGAGUAUUGCCUUGCCUAAUUUGCAUUUUAGCAUUGUUUUGUCUCUUAAGCAUCGAAUUAAAGAUAUCUGGGAGCGUACUCUGCAGGGCUGAACAACUCCAAGAGGCCUGCUUUGCAUUUUAGCACAAUGUGUUUCGUACACACCAAGUGCCAAAUAUUUGGGAGUGUCCCCUGGAAAACAAUUCCUUGCACCUUGUCUUUCCCGUGCUGAGGGUGCGAGGGGAAGCGGUACCCGGCUGCUCCCAUUACCUGUCUAUCCCAAGCCAUCCAGGAGGCCUGUGGGAACUACUAAGAGACAGCCUUUGCCUUUUAGGGGGGUCAUAGUAAAAGGCCAGGGGUUCGGGGUAAUAAAACCUGUAUUCAUUACAAGGUUGCAAGGAAUUAAGGAAGGGAAUAGAUGGAAAUCGAGGGAACGUGCACCCAACUUGAAAGCCCCAAGUCCUCUGGCCGGGUCUCCAAUUUUGCAGUAGACCUUGGAAAACCUCCAGCGACUGGGUAGUUAAGGCUAAGAGAAGCCCAGACUCCUUCCAGAUCACUAAGGAGUGCAGUGUAUGGUGGGCUGCACUUUAGACAGAGGGCAUCUCUGUUAUACUGUUGUUGGUAGAGGAAAGGAGGAAGUCCUUGGUGUUCUUAAAAAUCACAAUUUCACCCAAACAAUACAGAGACCACAACUGGUUGGCUCUUUCCAUUCUGUCCUCUUCAUGUUUAGCUCGAGAGGUGGUGGGAAAACGUUUUUCCCCCUUAACUUGGUAAAACUACAGACACAUGUUGUAAAAUAAACUAUGCAAU
Molecule: messenger RNA, 1951 nt
Organism: Rattus norvegicus (Norway rat)
Lineage: Eukaryota; Metazoa; Chordata; Mammalia; Rodentia; Muridae
Product: RIKEN cDNA 9030612E09 gene like
Exons: 1
Coding region: 11-454 (147 amino acids)
Source: RefSeq, marked predicted